CCUUUUUAAAAUCACCAAAUGGCUUACAUGGAAUCAGUUGACCAUAUUUGCAAUUUCCAUGAUGUGUUAAAGAGUUUUUCAGACAUUGUAUUAUCACCGAGGUACCGGAUCUAGAAUGUAUCUCAUUUGGCUAUAAAUAAGUUUCAGUCUUCACAUUCGCAGCUACCUCCGUCUCCCCGUGCGCCUAGAUGAUGACGUGCUCGUCCAGGCAGAACGAUAGAUUUUAACAGCAUCACUUCAUAAAAUAUAGUCUUUCUAUUGGCAAAUUAACUAUUUAAUUGGUACUAGUAAACGGCGACUAAAUAAUUAGAGUUUUGUCCACUGCAUUCUGAGUGUUUGUUGGCUCGUGGAAAACACGGACCAUGCAUCUGAACCACUCCGCGGACCACGAGACCACUCUCCGUGGCGGGAAAAGGGGUCAGCUCGAGCUCUCCUCCGACGCCAUCAAUAGUUGGGCAUCCUCAAAAUCCCAACAGUAUCCUGUCAAAAUGCAGCUACCCAGCAGUUCCUUCAUCCCCACCAUCAAUGCCAUCACGUCCAGUCAGGAGCUGCAGUGGAUGAUCCAGCCAGCCAUUCUAGCCUCCAAGCCUGACCACUGCCUACACUCUCACCCCUACCAGCCCCUGGACAUCAGCAGUAGCCUGGGGCCUGGGAUCCACACAAGGCUCGGGGUAAUACGGACAGUGGGCAACACGCAUGGAAGGAGCAGGCGUAGUGAUCAGUUGAACCCAGCUGAAGAGGAGAGGAGAAGGUUGAGGAGAGAAAGGAACAAGCUGGCUGCUGCCAAGUGUCGCAACCACAGGAAGGAGCUGGCCGACCAACUGCAAGGAGAGACUGAUGAACUGGAGAGAGAGCAGGCCAGCUUGACGACCCAGGUUGAGAUGCUCCAGGAGGAGAGAGAGAAGCUGGAGCGCAUGCUAGUGUCGCAUGCCCCAGUGUGUCUACUGGGCUGUGACGGCCAUCCCCAGGCCCAGCCACUGCCCCCUCUCGCCCCGACCAUGUACACCACAGCCACCUCCCCCCUGGCCAAACUCCUGAGCCCCCCUCCCGCGAUAAAGCAGGAGCCCCAGGAGGAGAUGCUGUUCUCCUUUCACCACCAUGAACACUGCGCCAUCAAACCCACCUAUCGCCAUGUAGAAGAGUACUGUCCCAGUGUCUUCACCACCCCGUCCAUGGUGAGCUGCAGCCCAGCCCAUUUGGUGGAUCUAUCCUGUCCCAUGCUGUCUCACCAUCACCCUAGCCUGGGUAAGCAGGAUAGGUCUGAGUCCUCAUUCCGGGAAGAGGCCCUUCCCAACAACUUGCUCUCCAAGCCUCUCCCUGGUAGUGACAUGAGUCUUGAGGAUGGACUACUGGGACCACGAUUCUCCCCCACCUUGUUGACUCUGUAGGGCAAUGAUUUACAGUAAAGUGGACACAUAUAAUGUACAGCACUAUACUGUACUUUAAUCACUAUGGCAUGUUCAGAUGCUAUUCUUUGAAAUACUUGACCAGCAACUGAUUUGGUCUGCCUGGUACAAUGGAACUAAUGGAAUCGUCCCAAAAGUACAAACGCCAUGCUAAGGCCUAGAUUCAAUCAGAUCAAGUGUUAAACUGUGAUAGCAGACACACGAAUAAUGAAUGUUUUUGCUGUCAGAUGUGGAACUGCGUUGGAGCCAUCAAAUCGGUGAGUAGCUGCUCUUGCRAUCACUGUCAAGAAGCCACACCUGUCCCUACUCGCUUUGGAAGUUCAGAGCAAGAAAGUGUAGACUAUAUAUAAAUAAUUACGCUCAAAUUGAAAAAUAAUUAAACUAUAUAAAGAGGAUUUAUCAGCCUAAUUGAUGUGUAGAGUCCAUCUCACAUUCCAGUGUUCCAACUUGGAAACAAGGCUGCAUGGGAUUUCUGUUAAUGUGACUCUGUGAAGCC
Messenger RNA from Salvelinus sp. IW2-2015, 1902 nucleotides. Its product is annotated as fos-related antigen 2-like. Lineage: Eukaryota; Metazoa; Chordata; Actinopteri; Salmoniformes; Salmonidae. The record is from RefSeq and is a predicted model, not a curated record. Gene Ontology annotation, biological process: regulation of transcription by RNA polymerase II. Gene Ontology annotation, molecular function: RNA polymerase II cis-regulatory region sequence-specific DNA binding; DNA-binding transcription factor activity, RNA polymerase II-specific. Gene Ontology annotation, cellular component: nucleus.